Molecule: messenger RNA, 6606 nt
Organism: Acanthaster planci (crown-of-thorns starfish)
Lineage: Eukaryota; Metazoa; Echinodermata; Asteroidea; Valvatida; Acanthasteridae
Biological process (GO): protein phosphorylation; meiotic sister chromatid cohesion, centromeric; mitotic spindle assembly checkpoint signaling
Cellular component (GO): nucleus
Molecular function (GO): ATP binding; protein kinase activity
Source: RefSeq, a predicted model, not a curated record
UCAAAAUUUUUAAAUUUACCGCGGUUCAUCGUACUCAACAGUUCCGACGUUUUCUGCGAUAAGUCUUACCAAAUGUGGUAGUUUGAUCGCUUUAAUUUUAAUCUGAUGUAGAGAUAGAGAAAUCAAAGGUAUGAUGAAUCCUUCGGAUGAGUGGGAGCUGAGUAAAGAGAACGUUCAGCCACUGAAACAUGGGCGGAAAGUGACUAGUUUGACGGCCGCUUUGCAGCCGCACAACGUUGAUCAACAUCAGCAGCUAAUUCUCCAACGACAGGCCAAGGAAGCCGCCCUACGCAGCUACACAGGAGAUGACCCCCUACAGCCCUGGCACGAAUACAUCAGGUGGACAGAGCAGGCCUACCCCAAUGGAGGCAAGGACAGUAACCUCCAACCACUGCUGGAGAAGUGCCUCAGCAAGUUUAAGGAUGAGGCACGCUACAAGAACGACGCUCGAUAUGUCAGCUGUUGGAUAAAACUGGCCAACUGCUUUCUGAACAACCCUCUGGAGAUCUUCCAGUUCAUGCGGGACCAGGGUAUUGGCACCGAACUCAGCAUCUUCUACGAGGCGUGGUCCUGGGAACUAGAGCAGCUGGGCAACACCAAGAAGGCAGAUGCCGUUUACAGAGAGGGGCUCGCCUGCCGCGCCCAGCCCAAGGAUAUGCUGGAGAUGGCACACAGAGAAUUCCAGUCGCGCGUUGCCCGGGCAACUGUGAACCAGAUCCAAGAGGGGUCAGAUGCCUCUGGGACGCAGAUGGAGCAACGGGAACACCUGGGCGAGCUAAAGGGUAAAGGUCGCCACCAGAAAGUCAGCAGCCAGAGAGUAGGGGCAGCCAAGCAUGUAAACAAAGGAGGACUGAAUAUCGCUCCGUCAACCCAACAAGUCGGUCAAUCUUUCUCUGUGUAUUGUGACAGCGAAGCUUCCCAGGCUGCCUCUCGCCCCAUUCAGUCCUCACUACCGGCCCCGACUGGCGAGUGGGAACGCAUACCUGUCCAGGGAGAAACGCAGAAGGAGAACGUGCGAGAGGCAGGGCCUUGGGCUGGACAAAAGGUUCGUCAGCAUAGGACUGCCACUGGGGGGAUAGGAGUCAGCCAGCUAGCCACCUUUGCCCAGCCUUCCUUCAAGGUCCACGUGGAUGAGACCGGUCCAGAGAUCACGACACCUCAGAGGAUGCCUGAGAUGGGCAGCCAAGUACUGAGCGCUCGCAAACCAGAGAAACCCACCAACCUGCUCCAGAACAUUGCCCAGCAACCUGUCACGGACGAUAAGACUAAAGCCAUGUAUUGUAAGCAUCUGAUCUACAAUGGUGCCAAUGAGAUGUCCUUUGAGGAGCUUAGAGCGAUCAAAUACAAUGCCAGACGUGAAGCCAAAAAACUAGAAGAAGAGCGAGCAGCCUUGGAGAGGCAGCGAGUCGAAUACCAGGCCUUGGUGCGGCAGCAGCAGGAAGCCAUGGAACAGCAGCUGCAACAGCAACGCCUGAUGCACCAACAGCACAUGGAAGAGCAGAAGAGGGCCACGCAACAAAUGCAGCAGCAACUACAACAGCUGAUGCAGUACCGUCUUCAGCCACAGGCAACAGUGCCUUCACAGCAGGUGCCAAACCAAGGGCAACACCCAGGCCAGAUGGAACAGUCAGAGCCGCUGUCACACGAUGGUGGUGCUUUGCUCUCUUGCAGUAGGAAACCUGACAGUGAACCAAGAGAUCCUACUGUUACAAGGCAGUUAAUGUAUGAAGAAACUGGAAAUCAUGCAGCCUGGAUGCUUGCAGGUGACACAUCCGCAUCUUGUCAACCGAUCCCUUCAUCAAGCCAGGCUGACGGACACCAUCGAAGCACUGGCAAGAUAACGCCGGGUUCCACUGCCACCGGCGCAGUGGCUGCCCCAAACGUCUCGCAGACCCCCACCCCUAUCGAGCGUGGCGCCCCGACCCCGGGCUCAGCUCACUCACGCAACACCUCAGGUCUGGGCCUGAGCCGCAUGAUGACGCCCAGCCACACCCCGGGGGCUCUGACACGCCCCUCACCCACCGUGCACACCAAAGAGGCCAUAAGCGUGGUCAUGGCCAUGCUGAAUAACCCCCUAGGGGACGAUGAUGACUUUGGAUGGGGGGCUGGGCAGCAACUCCCCCCAGCCCAGAGAGACAACGACUUUGAGGCUAACUUUGCAAAUGCCGAUUCCCAGAAAUGCCAGCCGCAAGCUUUUCCAGACUUCCAGGGCCCCGCAUCGGACACCAGCGAGUUCACCUCUGCCAGCAAAGGAACCACUGCUGGUCCUGCCUUCACCAUUUUCAACGAGGCCGAGGUGCUGUGUGCUGGUGGAAGGCAGGCCAGUCUUGAUGAGUAUGACCACCUGGACAAUCAAGAAAAUAUACCGCCCAAGGAUUUCGUCAAGCCAAAACCAGACGGCCGUCAGAAACUUGGAGUUUUGCGGCCCGCCCAAGGAAUUCCCUUCAUACCCUUGGAGGAACAAGAAAGAGCAGCCAGGGAAGAGGAAGAGCGAAGCCCACCAGAGGAGAAUGACGACAUAAUGGAAGGCAUACAGCCCUUGCCCGUUGGGGAAAGCAGUGGCCCAUCAGAAGUGACAGCACAGCAGGCCAUCAACGAGACCAUCCUGGACCACCAGGCCGGCCGCUCAGCCUUCAAGGCCCACUCCCGCAUGGCUUCCACUCCCUUCACCUCCUUGGGCGUCCUGUCCUUCCCUCCGCUCAGCUCCAUCAAGCCCUCACUGCUGUUGGGCGCAGAAGUGGAAGACAGCACCCUGCUCCAGGACUCCACAGCAAGGGCCGGCAGUGGCCGACCAGUAACCUUACCCACUCGCGUCAUGAUGACCAAUAGUCUGGAAAGCUUUGAAGCGACUGAGUGCACUAUCAAUGCGGACAGUCAGCAGAAAUUAAGCCCCAUCAUGGAACGUAGCAAUGAAGACGCUCGCUCCUCUGCAUCCAGCAGCACCAACUCCACCGGCUCCUCUCACCUCAGCUCCACGACCCACACCGGCCUGUCCUCUGUGUCCCAUGCUGGCCUCCUCUCCACCACCCGUGCAGACAGGACGUCCAUCAGCAGCUCUCACCCUCCCUCCGCUGGGCUGAGUGCCCCCUCUCCCUCCUGUUUCACCUUCCCAACCGCCAACGAUGGCUCCUUGUCCACCCGUAAUGCCAUCUCUCAUGGAGUCCAUUUGGAUGGCAGUGACAAUCUGUCAACCGGCCAUCAAGCUUCUACCAUCAGUCAAGAUCCAUCAGUCACCUCCAAACCGGAUUCUCCAGCUUCCUUGCGAGACGGUACAUCUAUAGCUCCAUCCAGUUGUCUCAGCACCGACUCUGGUCAAUUCGGAGUUAGUAACGCCUUGCUGUCCACCACCCAGAGUGGUUCACUUGCCUCUAGCGCCAGCAUCCAGUCACUUCCACGUAAUGGCCGCUCUCUGGCCAGUCCACCGUCAACCAGCCUCCAGGCCUUGGACAUGAGCCACGUCAGUGUGCGUCGGGGACUUGGCAAUCAUCGCACCCGGGUGGGAUCCCACGGCGUAUUCGACACUUACAGCAGUAACUCACUACAAGUUAAUGAGUCCUUUGGUGAAUUCAACCUUAGUGCAAAUGGCAGAAAUGGUUCAAAUGUAGUCAGAGCAAGUGAUCAUUAUGUUGGUUUCAAUCCAGACCAUCUGCAUGGAAACAAGUCUCAGUCCUUCAGAAUCUUCAAUGAGUCUGCCGACUGCAAACCGUCAGCCCCUGCAACUACUGGAGGAUCCUUCAAAGUCUUCAAAGAUAAACCCGUAGAGACCUCCGCAGCAUCUAUGAGGGCAGUCUCACAGCCCGUCCAAAGUUCUACAGGCCAGCACAGCAACCUCAAUCGUGGGUUAACCUCUGCAACUUAUUCAUCCCAGUCAAUGUUUGAAAAUAAGAGGCCUCCUUUAGAAAAGCUAUCUGACAAGGUUCAAGGAACCAGUCCUCUUGAAGGGAGAGGCAAGCCAUAUUUGGAGCCAUCUAAUAGCCACCAGUCAUUCCAAAUCUUUGACGAGAACAUGGGUACCCAUGCACCUUUCACUGACCAGGGAACCAUGCAGUCUUUUCAGUCAUCCAUGAAUGAGUUUAUCAGGGAGCAGGUUUCUGCUCCCGUCAACCACGAUCAGCAACCACCGAAGUGGGAGGAAUCCCUGGCAAAGGAGUCGAGUGCACCGGAUGUGUCUCUGCACCUCAGCACCUCGCUCAUGGCCAAGAUGCACCUGGGCGAACCCGAGGACUCAUUCACAAAUGCGAGCCUGCAGCGUGACGCCUCACUCAUGGAUUGCUCGGAGGUGCCCGAUGAACAGAGUGCAUGCGCCAGAGCUCCUGCUGUUGACAGUGAGGACAUCGACCCCUUCUCUGAGGUCUUGAAGGGACAUCUGUUGAGCAACCUUCCAAGACAUCUAAGUGAUUAUGAGGGCUACUCUGAGUGGGAUUACCCCAUGCCGGAACUUGUGCCGAGUGAAACAGUUGGCUUGAGUGACGAGUGGUACACGGUGGAGAAACUGAUAGGCGAGGGGGCCUUUGCCAAAGUGUACCGGGCGUCCAUCCUGUGCCUCCACACCGAUGACUACAGGAAGGUCCCGGAGGGAGCCGACGACAAGAUGGUGCUCAAGGUCCAGAAGCCGGCUUGCCCCUGGGAGUUCUACAUCAGUCGCACCCUGCACGAGAGGCUGGCUUCACUGGGAAACCCCAUGGACGUGAGGGCGUCUGUCAUGUACGCCAGCAACAUGCACGUCUUUCCUGACGGCAGCUGUUUGGUCAUGAAGCACCACCACCUGACGUUGCUGGAUGCCGUUAAUGCCUACAAUCGAUCCCAGACGGUCAUGCCAGAGCCAUUGCUGCUGCUCUUCACCAUCGAAAUCCUGCACGUCGUGGAACAGAUGCACGCCUGCGGAAUUGUCCAUGGAGACAUCAAGCCGGACAACUUCUUGCUCAUCCUGGAUGAUGAUGAUAACGACAACACUGACGAGAUUGCCGCUAAUGGGACCUUGACCAACACCAAGCACAUCAAGCUCAUUGAUUUUGGUCGCAGCAUCGAUAUGCGAUUGUUCCCGCUUGGCAUGACCUUCCGGACUGCAUGCGGUACGGAUGGCUUCAUGUGCCCGGAGAUGCUUAAAGGCCAACCAUGGACAUACCAGACUGACUUAUUUGGAGUAGCUGCAACCGUACAUUGCCUGAUGUUUGGCACCUACAUGAGCAUAUACAACGAAAAGGAACGUUGGAGACAUACCUCGAACAUUAAGAGAUAUUACGAUGUCAUAUGGAAAGAGUUCUUUGACAGCCUGCUCAACAUUCCGAGCUGUGAUGCGCUGCCCUCUCUUGGCGAGCUGAGACGAGGCUUGGAGGAAAGCCUUGCGCGGAAGCCCAAUAUCAACCUAGACAACAAGAUAAAUAAACUCGCUUCCCUGCUGACCACCAAAUAGAAAUGUGCACAGAUCGCAUCACUGAUUACCACCAUUAACGUUCAGGGAAACCCGUUCGGGUCGUUGAAAGAGACAUUGCUUACAAAUCAUUUGGAGUAAACCUUCACUUGUUGAGGCCCUUAAAUGAAUGGUGUUGAAAUCCAUGUCUGUUGACAAGUUUCAUCCUGAGACACGUAUCUGAGUGCCGUGACUGGAAAGUGCAUUACCGUAUCGCCAUGCACAAAUAAAUGGCUAAGUUUUUGGAGCCUUCAAAGAUGGCUUCCACCUUAUUUGGCAUAGCAGAGGGCACUGCCAUUUUCAAGGAGCAUUGAUCAGGUGAAGCGAUAACUAAAUACUUUGUGGGUUAGAGAUAUUGUUUAACAUGAACUUUGUGUCUUCUAGUCGGUCUUAAUGAUCCAAAGAUGGCUCCAACAUGACUUCCAACCCUCCAUCUCAACAUGCUGUCAAGUCAGUAAAUCAAGUCAGUCCAUGUUGCAUGUUGUCUAAUUCGUGAUUGGAGACUCUGCUGAGAUUAAAAACCUCGAAAUCAAAAUCACAACGGCAUGCAGUAAUUAGGUAUUUUGAAUAGAAAACCUUACAUGUAUGUGUGAAAAAAUAUUUACUUGUUUAGUAUUCGAACAUUCUUUACACAGUCGGUCACAGAAGAGGAGACAAUUAUUGCUAGUAUAUUUGAAAUAAUGAAUUUAAAGGAAACAGCACAGGGACUGGAUAUUUUGAGUCAGGGAUUUAAGACACCGAAACAGUCUUACUGUUCAAUUUACUGCUUCGAGGGAGAUUGUUAGAUACAUUAAAGGUUGUUGCAACUAAGACGGGCAUUUUCUAUCCUACAUGUACAACACAACGAAAACUUUUUUCAAGAUGUAUUUUGGUUUUUUUUGCGUUGGGGAGAUGUUAAUUAUAUGUAAAAGGUUUUGCCCUUACCCAACGUAUAUCAAUAAGCACUGUUAAUUAUGUAUAAUUAACAACGAAAACUGUUAACAUGCUUAGUAUAAAAGCCAAUGAUUUACUGUCUUUGUUUUUAAGCCUCCUGCCACGUGACUGUACCUUUUAUGUCUCGUUAGUUUGUAACUAGUUGAUAUACAAGCUAUCACCUGUAAGUAACAAUCUCCUAUGUGUUUUUGAUAUACAAGUUCGAGGAGGAUUCAUUCAUUAAAUAUGAUGUAAACAUCUGUUUAAUUGUUGGGCAGACAAGG